CUUGGUGAGGUCCUUGUUUUUUCUACAGGGAAAUGGGAGGAAAUCAGACUUCCAUCCCAGAGUUCCUUUUACUGGGAUUUCCUGUUGGUCCAAGGAUUCAGAUGCUCCUCUUUGGGCUCUUCUCCCUGUUCUACAUCUUCACCCUGCUGGGGAACGGGACCAUCCUGGGGCUCAUCUCACUGGACUCCAGACUCCACACUCCCAUGUAUUUCUUCCUCUCACACCUGGCGGUCGUCGACAUCGCCUAUGCCUGCAACACAGUGCCCCAGAUGCUGGUGAACCUCCUGCAUCCAGCCAAGCCCAUCUCCUUUGCUGGCUGCAUGACCCAGAUGUUUCUGUUUUUGAGUUUUGCACAUACCGAAUGUCUCCUGCUGGUGCUGAUGUCCUAUGAUCGGUAUGUGGCCAUCUGCCACCCUCUUCGAUAUUCUACCAUCAUGACCUGGAAAGUCUGCAUCACUCUGGCAUUGACUUCCUGGACUUUAGGAGUCUUACUGGCCCUUGUCCAUCUAAUGUUACUGCUACCACUGUCCUUCUGUGGACCCCAGAAAGUUAACCACUUUUUCUGUGAAAUUACGGCUGUUCUCAAACUUGCCUGUGUGGAUACCCACAUUAAUGAGGCAAUCGUUUUGGCAGGGGCACUGUCUGUGCUGGUGGGACCUUUCUUUUCUAUUGUAAUAUCUUAUGUUCAUAUUCUGUGUGCCAUUCUAAAGAUCCAGUCAGGGGAGGGGCGCCAGAAAGCCUUCUCCAUCUGCUCCUCCCACCUCUGUGUGGUUGGACUGUUUUAUGGCACAGCCAUCAUCAUGUAUGUUGAGCCCCAAUAUGAGAGCCCCAAGGAGCAGAACAAAUAUCUCCUGCUGUUUCACAGCCUCUUCAAUCCCAUGCUCAAUCCCCUAAUUUAUAGUCUUAGGAACAAAGAAGUCCAAGGUGUUCUAAAGAGGAUGCUUGUAAAGGAGAGAACUUCAUGAAAGCCUGAAAGAAUAAUAAAAUAGCUGGGUUUACUAAAGG
This is a messenger RNA of Chlorocebus sabaeus (green monkey), 1005 nucleotides long. RefSeq names its product olfactory receptor family 2 subfamily A member 25 (gene OR2A25). Lineage: Eukaryota; Metazoa; Chordata; Mammalia; Primates; Cercopithecidae. Gene Ontology annotation, molecular function: G protein-coupled receptor activity; olfactory receptor activity. The record is from RefSeq and is a predicted model, not a curated record. Gene Ontology annotation, cellular component: membrane. Gene Ontology annotation, biological process: G protein-coupled receptor signaling pathway.